AUGGUGCUCUCCAUGGACAAAUGGAAAGGCAAAGUUGCUGUUGUUACCGGAGCCAGUUCAGGAAUAGGCGAAGGAAUUGUAAAGAAACUGGUUGAAGAAGGCCUGGUAGUGGUUGGUUUGGCAAGGAGAUUGGAGCGUAUGCAGAAACAACAACAAAUGUUGGUCCAUCAACCGGGAAAGUUUCAUCCAGUUCAAUGCGACAUAGGCAAGGAAACCGAUAUAUUGCGUUGUUUCGAUUACAUCAAAGAAAACAUCGGCCCCGUCCAUAUUUUGGUGAACAACGCUGGUUGUUGUAUAUCUGGCACUUUAUCAGAAAGCGAUACGAAUAGUUGGAAAACGAUUAUGGACGUCAAUGUGAUUGGUUUAUGUGUUGCGACCAGAGAAGCGGUCAAAGUGAUGAAGAGCAAGAACAUCGAAGGUCAUAUAAUCAACAUGAACAGCCUUGCGGGGCACUUUAGAGUCCAAGUAAGCGGCCUGAAUCUCUAUCCUGCGAGUAAACACGCUGUCACAUCCAUAUCGGAUACCCUCAAAAAUGAAUUCGCCACUAGUAAAACCAAAAUAAAAGUAACGAGCAUAAGUCCCGGAGUCGUGGAUACGGAAAUUUUCGCCGUCUCUGGUUUGAACGAAUUCCACAAAGCCGUCGAGGAAAACUCGGUACCCUCGCUUUCACCUGAUGAUAUAGCUGACGCUGUUUGUUAUGUUUUAUCUACACCCCCGAUUGUUAACGUAUCGGAGAUGAUUAUUCAACCAGUAAACGAGACAAUAUGA
Messenger RNA from Phyllotreta striolata, 768 nucleotides. The record is from the annotation of a GenBank genome assembly. Lineage: Eukaryota; Metazoa; Arthropoda; Insecta; Coleoptera; Chrysomelidae.